GAUGAGGAGGACAUUGAUGAGCUUGUUCGCAGUAUCCAUAAAUUGAAGGGGGAGCUACGGAAAUUGAUUGAUCCGGGAGGAACAAUGGCGGAUACGGAUGCUAUGUUCAUGUCUGCAGCACGAGAGAUGGGAAGAGAAUUAUACAUCGAUCUCUCCAUAAACGAACGCAAAGAAAAGUUGGAACUCAUGAUUUCCAAACUUCAACAAGAGAUAGAUCGUGAAGCCGAGAAGCGGGCCCACCUUGCCCAGGACCAGCACAAUGCCAAACAGGCCAGUCACGAAGCCAGCGCUGCCGGUAAGAUCUUAAAAAGUGAACAACGAAUGGAGGACUUAUAACUUCUUAUGAUUCAUUAUUGUGCCGGUAUGCAGCACUGCAAUGAAGCAAAAUCCAAAGAUUGA
Molecule: messenger RNA, 399 nt
Organism: Anneissia japonica
Lineage: Eukaryota; Metazoa; Echinodermata; Crinoidea; Comatulida; Comatulidae
Product: PDZ domain-containing protein 8-like
Exons: 3
Biological process (GO): mitochondrial calcium ion homeostasis
Cellular component (GO): mitochondria-associated endoplasmic reticulum membrane contact site
Source: RefSeq, a predicted model, not a curated record